This is a messenger RNA of Rasamsonia emersonii CBS 393.64, 687 nucleotides long. RefSeq lists its product as uncharacterized. Lineage: Eukaryota; Fungi; Ascomycota; Eurotiomycetes; Eurotiales; Trichocomaceae. The record is from RefSeq and is a predicted model, not a curated record. The transcript has 4 exons. Bases 1 to 687 code for a protein of 228 amino acids.
AUGUCUCCAUUUCACAUAGAAAAGGAGAAACGAAUGGUCGCCGGUUUUGUCAGCGAGGUUCCUGACAAGCCCGAGGGCGCACCCAAGGUGCCUGAUAUGGUUUCAGAUCAGUGGCCUGUACUUGUUGACUUUGACAAGAUUUGCACUGCGAAAUUCAGUGCAGUGCAGCAGCUGCAAACAGUGGACCUCCAUGGCGGUUCGGCGAUUGCAAUUGUCUCGCCAUUUGCGGCAAUCCUCUGCAGCAUCCAUCCUGAGAUUGAUGACAAGGAUUUCCGUCAAGCGUUGAUAAAUGUGAUCAGCACCAAGAACAAGUUCCGUGAUUAUUUUGACGCGCCAUGUCGAAUCGACCUAGUGCUUGGAUCUACUAUAGACAACAAGUAUAGCUGUCCCACUCAUGAGGCCAUAUUUCGGAAGGAAAUUAAAUUCCCGACCGGUCCAAAAUUUGAGGUACCUUUAGAGUAUGACCUCGACGACAAGAGCGUACCGUACCACGGGAUCAUAGGUGACGAUGCAUGGCUCGAUGUCUGUCAGGUGAGCCUGCAUCACGACAUCCAGUGGAUUGUGGAAGAUAUUUUUCAACGGUUCGGUAAGAACGAGAACCAGGUAUCUGGGGGCUGGCAGGGCUUUCUCAUCCAUUUACGCCUCGUAACGAAUGGCCGCUUAUCAACUGCCCGGCAUCUAAUCUAA